Molecule: messenger RNA, 972 nt
Organism: Penicillium waksmanii
Lineage: Eukaryota; Fungi; Ascomycota; Eurotiomycetes; Eurotiales; Aspergillaceae
Exons: 1
Coding region: 1-972 (323 amino acids)
Source: RefSeq, a predicted model, not a curated record
AUGGGCACCCCUGAUAGUUAUCUGCCUCCUGCCUUGAGCGCGGAGACUAUUACCUCGUUGAUCCUAUCAUUGGACCUGCCUGCGCCAAGCUCCAUCGAGCCCUUGCAGGUUAAAGCCGCCUUUCAUUCCAUCUAUCUCAUCCAUUUCGCUUCGGUACAAGGUAUCACAGCACGAGGAAACAAGGAUGGCACCGUUACGCUCGUGCUGCGCGUCUCUGGACGGCAGCUACCCGGCAUCAAGACACGCAACGAGGUGGGCGUCAUGACCUGGGUCGUUAAGCAUACCUCUAUUCCCGUACCGGCCAUCAUCCGGUACGAUGCGACGGAGAACAACGUGAUCGGACAUGAGUUCACCCUACUCGAGAAAGCGUCCGGCAUCAGCGUCGAUCAGAUAUAUGCAACGCUAUCCGAUGAGGUCAAGAAACAGAUGGUCCACCAACUGACGGAUUAUCUGAUCGAGCUACAUGCGCAACCCUGGCAUGAGGGGUACGUGGGCGGGCUGACCCUGACACCGACGGGCGAGGUUACCUCCGGACCACCCAUCGACGAAAACUUUUGGCAGACUCCUGACCUGGACAAGUAUUGGUCUGCCUCGGCCGGAGUCAAGAGUACGGAGACACUCGAAAGUCUCAAUCCCAUACCAGCCGAGGGGUUCCCUAGUUACACGGCGUAUACGAACAGCUGCCUCGAGCGGUAUAUCCACGCGAUCGAGGUCCAUCCUUCUCUGGAGCCCUACCGCGAUUUGAUUCCCCGGAUCCGCGAGUUCAUGGUGCAGUUCCGGCGGCCAGACAACCAGGCAGAGCUCAACCGCGUCGCCUACAUCCUGGCACACAAAGAUAUGCAUUUUGCCAACAUCAUGUGCGACCCGGACCAGCCAGGGUGUCCAAUCACCGCGGUCCUGAGACUGGGAGUUCAGCGGGGUGGUUCCCGGCCCGAGGUGGAACCCCCCCGCGGGCAUUCCUGUGGAAUAUGA